CUGUCCCCCCCCGGCCUCCAGCGGCUCCUCCAGGACCCCCCCGGCCCCGACGGCGCCUUCCGGAUCCCCAUGAGCCUGGGGGAGCCCCACGCCGAGCUGGACCGUGGAGGCCGUGGCUGCACCGCCUACGACGUGGUUGUGAACUCGGGGUUCUUCCGGACCCUCCAGACCGACCCCUUGUACCUGGAGUUCUUCCUGACCGUGGCCAUGGAGGGGCUGUCGGAGAAGUACGGGGUGGAACUGGAGCUGACUGGCUGGCGGGUGCUGAAGAACCGCAGGUUCCUGGGCUCCAUCUCGGCCCAGAACAUCCGGGCCCGGCCCCAGCCCCGCAUCCAGGAGCUCCAGGGGUCCCCCCCGGAGCCACUGACACCCCACAG
Molecule: messenger RNA, 377 nt
Organism: Corapipo altera (White-ruffed manakin)
Lineage: Eukaryota; Metazoa; Chordata; Aves; Passeriformes; Pipridae
Gene: PIH1D1
Product: PIH1 domain containing 1
Exons: 5
Biological process (GO): box C/D snoRNP assembly; rRNA processing
Cellular component (GO): cytoplasm; ribonucleoprotein complex; R2TP complex
Source: RefSeq, a predicted model, not a curated record